CAAGCUAAAAGUCCUCCUUUGAGAAGUAUCUUGUUUUGAUGAAAGUCUUUACUUCAACUGGCACAGUAUACUUGACACCAAAAAGAAAACUAACACAAUAGUCUAGUUCUACUCUGCAAAGAAACUGUUGAUGGAAGCAGAGGAGAUGGACAUCAAUCCAGAAGAAGAGAGUUUACUUGGUCAUUCUCCACCAAGAAGGACAAAGGGAGGUCUCAAAACCAUGCCUUUUAUCAUAGUGAAUGAAGCAUUUGAGAGGGUGGCAAGCCAGGGGCUAAUGCCAAACAUGAUACUCUACUUGACAAGAAUCUAUCAUUUUCAAACUGUCACUGCUUCAAGUAUACUCUUUAUCUGGUCUGCUCUGUCCAAUGGUUUGGCCUCUUUGGUGCUUUUCUGUCAGAUUCUUAUUUGGGUCGGUUCCGGGUCAUUUUUCUUGGAUCCUUCUCCAGCCUUCUUGGAAUGAUUCUUCUGUGGCUGACUGCUGUGGUUCCACAAUUGCAGCCUUUAUCUUGUGACCAGUUGAAGCACAAGUGCAGUGCUCCAAAUGGAGCUCAAAUCAUUCCCUUGUUGUCUUCAUUUUUGCUAAUGUCUGUUGGAGCUGGUUGUAUUAGGCCUUGUUCUGUUGUUUUU
Coffea arabica (coffee) is the source of this 627-nucleotide messenger RNA. The record is from RefSeq and is a predicted model, not a curated record. NCBI's taxonomy places the organism in Eukaryota, Viridiplantae, Streptophyta, Magnoliopsida, Gentianales, Rubiaceae.